CACCCUACCCGUGAACCCAAUGACACCCUGCUCGAUCGAACCCUGUCGAGUGCAGCUCCUACAUAUCCACCAGUCCAGCUAGGGUUUUUCUCAGUCGCAGUUCCAAGAUGUCGUCGGAAUCGGCAUCUGCCUCAAACACGACGCACUCGACCUCAUCGCAGUAUUCUUUCUUCGGGAGCUCCUACUUUCCUCUACCAUUCCAUCUCCAAAACGCAGGUCCUACGCCUAAUCAGCCUUCAUACUUGUCUACCCCAACGGCCCCGCCGCCGGUUAGGAUUCCGUCCGUGCCCCAGGUUUUUCCUCCAUCCUAUGCUGGGUCUUCGACUGGGUUGUAUUCAUUGCCUCAGUACCACCAGGGGAGAGUCAAACUCAAAAGGUGCAAUGAAACAUGCGAGUGCUUCUCAUGCACGCUUCCAAGCUCGACAUCUGCACAGCAAUUGUUCCAACGUGAUGCUCAAACUAUCACGCCAGAGGCGCUAGAAAGUGUGAAGGCUGCACUUGCAAGUAGUGAAAAUGAACAUAAAGCUGAAACUAAGAAGAAAUCGAUCCCACGUAAAGCGGCAGGACAGACUUGGGAGGAUCCAACAUUGGCAGACUGGCCGGAGAAUGAUUUCCGAUUAUUUUGUGGAGAUCUUGGUAAUGAAGUUAAUGAUGAUGUUCUUUCAAAAGCAUUUUCUAGGUUUCCAUCAUUUGCUAUGGCGAGGGUGGUGAGAGACAAGAGAACGGGUAAAACCAGGGGUUUUGGAUUUGUCAGUUUCACUAAUCCUUCUGAUCUUGCUGCAGCACUGAAAGAAAUGAAUGGCAAGUAUGUUGGGAACCGGCCUAUUAAGUUGCGAAAGAGCAAUUGGAAGGAGAGAACUGAUGUUGAUGCCCAAGAAAGGCAAAAGAACUACCCUCAGAAGAAGCCAAAACCGUUGAAGAAAAGUGUAUUGCAUAAGUGAUUGUAUAGGCAUCUCAACGAUUUGAUUACUUCGUCAGCCAAGUGAAGAUAGCGGGAGAUAAACACCUUGGAUGUAAUUGUUGUGGACAAGGUUAGAGCUUGGCUGGCCUAUGGAGUGGUUUUGCGGAAUACAUCUAGAUAAAAUCAGACGGCAGUUGAGUUUUGUUUUACGAUGGAAUGCUGGAACUGGCUGUAGGAAUUAUAAUCUUUUUAUUGUGGCAUGUGAAGAUGUGAAGAAGUUAAUCUUGAGCUAAUCUGAGAUAAAUCAAAUAAAAUCUGAGUUUUUAUUGAUUUUUA
Messenger RNA from Dendrobium catenatum, 1237 nucleotides. RefSeq names its product RNA-binding protein 42. NCBI's taxonomy places the organism in Eukaryota, Viridiplantae, Streptophyta, Magnoliopsida, Asparagales, Orchidaceae. The record is from RefSeq and is a predicted model, not a curated record. The transcript is spliced from 8 exons. The coding region runs from base 108 to 941 and encodes 277 amino acids. Gene Ontology annotation, molecular function: mRNA binding.